Stomoxys calcitrans (stable fly) is the source of this 1071-nucleotide messenger RNA. Its product is annotated as inactive pancreatic lipase-related protein 1-like. Gene Ontology annotation, biological process: lipid metabolic process. Lineage: Eukaryota; Metazoa; Arthropoda; Insecta; Diptera; Muscidae. The record is from RefSeq and is a predicted model, not a curated record. Gene Ontology annotation, molecular function: lipase activity. Bases 1 to 1071 code for a protein of 356 amino acids. The transcript has 3 exons.
AUGUCUGAAGGUUCCCGCGACAAUGGCAACUACUUGAAAAACCAGUUGGGUAAUUGCGAGCCAUUGACAGUGGAUUUUUUAGCGACCCUAGUAACAAAGGAGGCUCGUCAAUUGCUCACGCCCGGUUUUAGCAGAACGAAUAAACAAUUACGCUUUGAUUUAUAUACGAGAAAGAAUUCGUAUGUGAAACAAACAUUGCGAACUGGGGAUGAAAAGUCUCUGUACGAAUCCAACUUUAAUGCAAAGUGGCCAGUAAGAAUUUCCCUGCAUGGUUGGAAUGGCAAAACAACAACAUGUUCCAGUGCUGCUAUUAAAGAUGCAUAUAUGGAUGCAGGGAACUUUAAUGUCAUACUAGUCGAUUGGAGUGAUUACUCACUGGAUGUCAACUAUAUACGAGUCAUAACAGAGGUCUUUGAAAUAGCCCAGCAAUUAAAUGAUUUUACCGCAUUUUUGCAUAAAACAACCAAAUAUCCAUAUGAAGAAAUGUAUUUGAUUGGUCACAGUUUUGGUUGCCACAUAGCCGGUGUAGCGGGCAAAUUAUUGAAACACUCUCGCUAUGGUGUUAUAUAUGCUUUGGAUACCGCUGGACCCAUACAUCAGGUGUUGAAUGAGGAAUGGCGUUUAACCGCAGAUUCUGCUCUCUACGUUGAGUCCAUACAAACAGAUACCGCUCUAAUGGGUUUUCGUGGUAGUAAUUUGGCUCAUGCCUCGUUUUUCCCCAACUGGGGUUUGGGUCAGCCACAUUGUCCCAAUGUGACCGAUAUGGAACCGGAUUUCAGCUGCGAUCACUUUAGUGCUUUGUAUUAUUUCGCAGAGUCAGUACGCAAUCCCCAGGCCUUUGGAGCUAUUCAAUGCAAAACCUAUGAAAAUGUCAUUAAGCAGAAAUGUGAAUGCAGUAGUCGGAGUAAACGGUGUCCGGCCCAAGUGUUUAUGGGUGGAGAACCUGCUCAACCCAAGAGAGGAGUUUUCUAUUUGAGCACAAAUAAACGUAGGCCAUUUGGGAAUGGAGCUAUUUGCCGCAUGCGCAGAGCCAUAGAACCUACUGUUGUGAGAAUAACAAAUCCGCAAUAG